AUGCGUCGAGCGGCUCUGCGGACCGCUCAAUCCAUCGGUCCGAUUAUACGCAGCCAGCCUGCCAGUACCAGAGGUUUAGCAAGCGCUUCCACGAUAGCUCAGGACCCCGCCGACUUCGACCAAAUCACAACUCUCAAAAAUGGCAUCCGUGUCGCCAGCGAAUCCCUCCCCGGCCCCUUCUCCGGCGUUGGAGUGUACGUCGACGCCGGCUCGAGGUACGAAGACGACAGCAUCCGCGGCGUAAGCCACAUAAUGGACCGUCUCGCCUUCAAAUCCACUAAAUCGCGCUCCGCCGACGAAAUGCUAGAGGCACUCGAGUCGCUUGGUGGGAAUAUACAGUGCGCCUCAUCCCGAGAGUCACUGAUGUAUCAAUCUGCCAGUUUUAAUUCUACGGUGCCCACGACGUUGGGCCUGUUGGCAGAGACGAUUCGUGAUCCGCUGAUUACAGAAGAAGAAGUUGAGCAGCAAUUGUUGACGGCGGAGUAUGAGAUUAAUGAGAUUUGGAAUAAGCCGGAACUCAUUUUACCGGAACUCGUGCACAUGGCUGGAUUCAAGAAUAAUACGUUGGGCAACCCGUUGCUAUGUCCUCAGGAAAGGUUGAUGGAGAUUAACAAGGCGGUGGUGGAGAAAUAUCGAGCAGCUUUUUUCCGACCUGAGAGAAUAGUCGUUGCAUUUGCAGGUGUUGCCCAUGAGGAUGCUGUGCGGCUUACGGAGCAGUACUUUGGGGAUAUGAAAUCUGCCGAAGGGCCGGCACUGCAUGGCAAGGGUGUAGAAUCUACGCUUUCCGGUGAGAAGGAAGGAGAGUUGCCUACAAUUCAUCUCAGCACACCGACUGCGAACGUCACAGCCAAUGCUCAGGCCGGAACGUCGCAACCAAACAUUCUGUCGAAGCUUCCCUUUUUCAAAAAUUUAUCUUCUUCCGCUCCAGAUACCGCGACUGUGAAAGCUCUCGACCCGUCGUUGCUGAAACCUUCUUCUGUCGAUCUUUCCCGCACCGCGCAUUAUACUGGUGGUUACUUGACGUUGCCGCCCAUUCCUCCUCCUGCGAACCCGAAUCAUCCUCGAUUAAGUCAUAUUCACCUGGCAUUCGAAGCUCUCCCCAUCUCUUCUCCCGAUAUCUACGCGCUCGCGACUCUACAAACACUGCUUGGCGGAGGAGGCUCAUUCUCAGCCGGCGGGCCCGGAAAGGGCAUGUACUCCCGCUUAUACACCAACGUAUUGAAUCAACACGGCUGGGUCGAGAGUUGCAUUGCUUUCAACCACAGCUACACUGACAGUGGCUUGUUCGGUAUCUCGGCGUCGUGUAGCCCAACGCGCACACCACAAAUGCUGGAAGUCAUGUGCCGCGAACUCCAAGCCCUGACCCUCGACAAGGGCUUCUCAGCCCUACAAAUGCCUGAAGUCAACCGCGCCAAGAAUCAACUCCGGUCGUCGCUGUUGAUGAAUCUCGAGUCUCGCAUGGUCGAGCUGGAAGAUCUCGGGCGCCAGGUACAAGUCCACGGACGCAAGAUUGGCGUCAAGGAAAUGUGCGAUCGCAUUGACUCCUUGACGAUAAACGAUCUGCGACGUGUCGCGAAACAGGUGUUUGGUGGGCAGGUGUUUAACCCUGGAAAGGGAACUGGAAAGCCGACGGUCGUCAUUCAGGAAGGUGAAUUAGAAGGAUAUACUCCGCGCGCAUUCCCAUGGGACGAGAUUCAAGAUCGGAUUUCAAAGUGGAAGCUUGGUCGGUUGUAG
Messenger RNA from Talaromyces amestolkiae, 1734 nucleotides. RefSeq lists its product as uncharacterized. Lineage: Eukaryota; Fungi; Ascomycota; Eurotiomycetes; Eurotiales; Trichocomaceae. The record is from RefSeq and is a predicted model, not a curated record. Gene Ontology annotation, cellular component: mitochondrion. Bases 1 to 1734 code for a protein of 577 amino acids. The transcript has 2 exons. Gene Ontology annotation, molecular function: metalloendopeptidase activity; metal ion binding.